This is a messenger RNA of Halteromyces radiatus, 1733 nucleotides long. RefSeq names its product tubulin beta-3 chain. Gene Ontology annotation, molecular function: GTP binding; structural constituent of cytoskeleton; GTPase activity. Lineage: Eukaryota; Fungi; Mucoromycota; Mucoromycetes; Mucorales; Cunninghamellaceae. The transcript is spliced from 7 exons. Gene Ontology annotation, biological process: mitotic cell cycle; microtubule cytoskeleton organization. The coding region runs from base 119 to 1480 and encodes 453 amino acids. Gene Ontology annotation, cellular component: microtubule; cytoplasm. The record is from RefSeq and is a predicted model, not a curated record.
CUUUCUCUUUCUUUUUUUUUUUUCCCUUUUCUUUUUUUGACACGUUUUCCUCUUCUUACUAUUUUAUUCCUUCCUUUAUUAAUACAAAACACUUAAUAACCUUUAUAAUAAUAACAACAUGAGAGAAAUUAUUCACGUACAAGCUGGUCAAUGUGGUAACCAAAUUGGUCAAAAAUUCUGGGAAACCAUUUCUCAAGAACAUGGUCUUGAUUCUGAUGGUAUUUACAAUGGUCAAGAUGAUCUUCAACUUGAACGUAUCAAUGUAUUCUAUAAUGAAGGUUACCAAGGCAAAUAUGUCCCAAGAGCUGUCCUUGUUGAUCUUGAACCUGCUACUAUGGAUUCUAUUCGUUCAAGUCCUUAUGGUAGGAUUUUCCGUCCUGAUAAUUUCAUCAAUGCUCAAUCUGGUGCUGGUAACUCCUGGGCCAAAGGAUAUUAUACUGAAGGUGCUGAAUUGGUAGAAUCUAUUAUGGAUGUUAUUCGCAAGGAAGCUGAAAACACUGAUUGUUUACAAGGUUUUCAAUUGGCUCAUUCUCUUGGUGGUGGUACUGGUUCUGGUCUUGGUUCCUUGUUAUUAUCCAAGAUUCGUGAAGAAUAUCCUGAUCGUAUUUUAUCCACUUAUUCCGUUGUUCCUUCUCCAAAAGUAUCUGAUACUGUGGUAGAACCUUACAAUGCAGUUUUAUCUGUUCAUCAAUUGGUUGAAAAUUGUGAUGCCACUUUUUGUAUUGAUAAUGAAGCUCUUUAUGAUAUUUGUUUCAGAACUUUGAAAUUGACGAAUCCUGGUUAUGGUGAUUUGAAUCAAUUGGUAUCUGCUGUCAUGUCUGGUGUAUCUACUUCAUUACGUUUCCCUGGUCAAUUGAAUUCUGAUCUUCGUAAAUUAUGUGUCAACAUGGUUCCUUUCCCUCGUCUUCACUUUUUCAUGGUCGGUGUUGCUCCUUUGACUGCUUUUGGUUCUCAACAAUAUCGUAAUUUGAGUGUACCUGAAUUGACUGCUCAAAUGUUUGAUGCUCGUAAUAUGAUGGCUGCUUCUGAUCCUCGUCAUGGUCGUUACCUUACUGCCGCUACCAUUUUCCGUGGUCGUCUUUCCACCAAAGAAGUCGAAAACCAAAUGUUGGCUGUCCAACAAAAGAAUUCUUCUUACUUUGUUGAAUGGAUUCCUAACAGUGUCAAGUGCUCUCUUUGUGAUAUCCCUCCUGUUGGUUUGAAGAUGAGUGGUACUUUUAUCGGAAAUACUACUGCUAUUCAAGAUUUAUUCAAGCGUGUUAAUGAACAAUUCACUGCCAUGUUCAGACGUAAGGCUUUCUUACAUUGGUUCACUUCUGAAGGCAUGGAUGAAAUGGAAUUCACUGAAAGUGAAAGUAAUAUGCAAGAUCUUGUAUCUGAAUAUCAACAAUAUCAAGAAGCUACUGCCGAUGAUGAAUAUGCUGAUGAAGAAUACCUUGAUGAAGCUGAUCCUUUGGAUGAAGAACCUAUGGAAGAAUAGAUCCCCCCCUUACUUUAAAUCUCUUCUCCCCCCUUACCCCCCUAUGACUUCAUAUAUAGUGAUCACCCCUUUUAUGUUUAUUAUUAUUUUAAAUCAUUCUUUUUUUACUUUUGGGCUAUGAUAUAUUUAAUAAUCCUUGUUGAAAGCACAAAAAAAAAUAUUUACAAAAUCACCUCUCCAAAAAAAAAAUCAAUCUGUCGCCCAUCCCAUAUACACAAAUAUAUUAGUAAAGAAAAACAAAAAAAAAAAAAAA